AUGCUCCUCCCGCUCCUCACAGCGGCAACUUUGCUCUUGCGACCUUCUCUCGCGGUUUUCGCAGAUGAGGCUUGGAGUGUCGACUAUCACUUCGCCCUCUUAGGUGAACCCCGGGAAUCGACCACUUUCUUUCACCAGCCCAACCCAGCUUUGAAAGCUUCUCUGAUAUACACUCUCUCCGAGGAAGGAGCAUUGGGUGCAGUGAACCCGAGGGACGGAUCAUUGGUCUGGAGACAGCCAUUACAGGAGAAUAGCUAUAGCCACAAUGCUUCUUUCUUGAGGACUGGUGAGGGUCGGGAUGUGGUUGUUAGUGGGAUUGGCAACGAGAUAGCUAGCUGGAGUGCCGACAAUGGACGAUUAGUGUGGAAUGUCCGGACAGAGGGGGAGCUUCGGGAUGUGGAAAUCCUAGAGUUGAGCAAUGGGAAGGAGACUGCUGGCGCAAAAGAUGCUGUGGCUCUUUCAGCAGGACCAAGACCUGCUGUGAGGCGCAUAGAUGGUGCGACGGGGGCGGUGAAGUGGGAGCAUAUGCUCGAUGGGUCAGAUGAGCCGUAUCAGGUCUCUGCAUCGAGCACGCAUAUCUAUGCUAUUCUGCUACACAAAACGAUGCUUGGCUACCUCAAGCUCCGCGUAGUCUCGCUGGACCCCGUGACGGGCACGAAGAUGGACGAGUACACCCUCAGCUCCGAAAACGAGCUGGCCACGGCUGAUACGAUCGUCUCUGUGGGUGCAAACUCGGCAUCGCCGAUUAUCGCCUGGACUGAUGCAGCUCACUCGACGCUGAAGGUCAAUGUCAUUGGCACGAAGAGCAUCGCCUCUUUCAACAUCGAAAAGCAUGGCGAGGAGACUGUCGAACGAGUGCGACUACAUGCACCAUACCAUGUCAACUCCCUAUCACAUUUCCUUGUCCACUACGAGACAGCAACCUCGCAUUGGGCAGAAGUCUACCACAUCGAUGCCAAGAAUGGCAAGGUGGCCAAAGCAUAUAGUCUGCCGAAGCUGCCAGGCAAAGGUGCUUUCUCGACCAGUACAUCGGAUGCGAAUGUCUACUUCACCAGAAUCACACGCGAUGAGCUGUCUACUCUAUCUUCCGCCUCGCAUGGUGUUCUCGGAAGAUGGCCGAUUGGUCCUCUCGGCGUAGCUGGUGGAGUCGGUGAGGUUAUUGAGCCUGUGCAUGCCGUCUCCGAGGUCUCUGUGAAAGGCGAUGCAGUGUCAGCGAUCAGGACAGUUUUUCUUCUGUCUACAGGCGACUGGGUUUUGCUGCGAGGCGGCAAUGCAAUCUGGAAUAGACCGGAGAUGCUUGCGAGCACGAUUGCGGCUACUUUUGCUGCACCUGCCAAGAUCGAAGCGCUAGCGGAGCAGUUGCAGGCAGAAGCUCACAGCAAUCCUGUCUCAGCUUACGCCCACCGACUGACGAGGCACCUCUCCGAGCUGCAAAGACUGCCAGCAUUUCUUGUCACGCUGCCACAGACAUUGGUGAAGGGACUACUGGGCACGAGUGAGGACGAUGUGGCUAGCGAUAGCUUUGGCUUCCAUCAGAUCAUCACUUGUGCCACUCGUAGUGGAAGAGUCUUGGCCCUCGAUGCUGGUAAGCCUGACAGAGUCCUCUGGAACAGACAAGUCGCAGAUCUUAAGCCCGAUCAAUCAUGGCAACCUCGUCUCUCCUCGCCGAAACCUGGCGUGGUCACCAUAAGUUCCAACGCGGCGACUGGUAUUCAAUACAAUAUCACAGACGGAGAACAGAUCAUUACGACCCUCCCAGAAGACGUCGAGGCAGACGCAGCCGCACCACGAGCCGUGCAGUACACCAUGACCAAUGGUGCUUUAGAAGCCAAAGUAGACUCAAACACAGCAUGGCACUUCGCACCGGCCCAAGGCGAGUAUAUCCACAGUCUCAUACCACGACCCGUCAAUGAUCCCGUGGCAUCCAUCGGUAAAGUCCUAGGCGACAGACGAGUGCUCUACAAAUACCUAGACCCAAACUUGGCACUGCUCGUGACUGUCAAGAACAGCAGCAGCAUUGCAAGCUUCUAUGUACUGAAUACAGUCUCCGGCGCAAUAAUUCACACUAACACCCACACCGGUAUCGACAUCACCGCCCCAAUCGCCUCGAUAGUCUCCGAGAACUGGUUCGCCUACACCUUCACAGUCGAAGCAGCCGACGACUCCCCAAAGGGCAACCAUCUCGUGAUGGGCGAGCUCUUCGAGUCACUCGUGCCCAACGAUCGGGGCCCCCUAACCGGAAAGUCCAACUACAGCAGUCUAGAAACCGGCACUGAGCCCUUCACCCUUACACAUACUUACCAGAUUCCUGAAACAAUUUCGAAGUUAUCAGUGACGAGGACAAGACAGGGUAUCACAUCUCGCCAACUACUUGCCGUACUCCCGGACUCCCACGCACUAGUGGGAAUACCCUACCCCAUGCUAGAUCCUCGACGGCCCGUAGCUCGGGACCCGACGAAAGAAGAGCAGAUGGAAGGGCUGGUGCGGUACUCGCCUGUUCUUGACUUUGAUCCGAAGUGGUACCUUUCGCACCAACGAGAGGUCGUCGGGAUCAAGGACGUCGUGACUAAUCCGGCACUGAUCGAAAGCACGAGUCUGGUGUUUGCGUACGGGCUGGACGUGUUCGGGACGAAAUUGAGCCCGAGUUUCAGUUUUGAUAUUUUGGGCAAGGACUUCAAUAAACUGCAGAUGUUGGCCACGGUUGCCGCGUUGGCUGUUCUGACUUUUGUUGUGGCGCCUUUGGUUACGAGGAAGCAAGUUGAUCAGAGGUGGAAGUUCAUGUGA
Messenger RNA from Recurvomyces mirabilis, 2784 nucleotides. RefSeq lists its product as uncharacterized. The transcript is spliced from 2 exons. Gene Ontology annotation, cellular component: EMC complex. The record is from RefSeq and is a predicted model, not a curated record. Bases 1 to 2784 code for a protein of 927 amino acids. Gene Ontology annotation, biological process: protein folding in endoplasmic reticulum. Gene Ontology annotation, molecular function: protein binding. NCBI's taxonomy places the organism in Eukaryota, Fungi, Ascomycota, Dothideomycetes, Mycosphaerellales, Teratosphaeriaceae.